AUGGGCCAGGACCACUCCGUCAUCGACGAGGACACCCCUCCCAAAACCUUGUCGUCUCGCUCCCUGGCCUCGGUGGCAGAAUACAUCCUCUCCGGCCGGGCAAAGCGCAUAGUCGUCAUGACGGGCGCGGGCAUCUCCACCGCCGCCGGGAUCCCCGAUUUCCGCUCCCCCGACACGGGUCUCUACGCGAACCUUGCCUCGCUCGACCUGCCUGAGCCGGAGGCGGUGUUUGAUCUGGGGUUUUUCAAGGUUAACCCUAGGCCGUUUUAUGUCUUGGCCAAGGAGCUGCUGCUCGCGGAGAAGGGGCUGUUGCAUCAGUUGUUUACUCAGAAUAUUGACUGUUUGGAGAGGGAGGCGGGGAUUCCGGCGGAGAAGAUUAUUGAGGCGCAUGGGAGUUUUGCGAGUCAGAGGUGUAUUGAGUGCAAGACUGAGUUUGAUGCUGGCAAGAUGAGGGAGUUUGUUUCACAGGGGGAGGUGCCGAGGUGUGAGGAUGGGGGGUGUAAGGGGUUGGUGAAGCCGGAUAUUGUCUUUUUUGGGGAGCAGCUUCCAAAGGCGUUUUUUGACAGGAGGGACAUGGCGGAGGAGGCGGAUUUGGUGCUGGUUAUGGGGACUAGUUUGCAGGUUCAUCCUUUUGCGGGCUUGGUGGAUUUGGCGGCGGAGAGGGUGCCGAGGGUGUUGUUUAAUCUGGAGAGGGUGGGGAGUAUGGGGUGUCAGGCAGAUGAUGUGUUGGCUUUGGGUGAUUGUGAUGAGGGGGUGAGGAGGUUGGCGGAUGAGCUCGGGUGGAGGGAGGAACUGGAGGAGAAGUGGAGGGGGUUGGUUGGGGAGGGGGAGGCGGAGAGGCAGCUGCAGGGGGCAAAGAAACGGGUUGAGGCUUUGCAUGAUGAGGUCGCCAAGUUGGCGGAGGAGGUGGAUGAGGUGUUGCAUUUGGGGGAGAAGAAGGAGAAGGAAAAGGAAGGCAGUCAUGUGGAGGCUUUGAAUCCUGAGAACAAGCCGGAUGGUGAGGGAAAGGUGGUUAAUGAGGUUGAUCCUGUGGCCGAGGAUGCAGCGGCAAUCAAGAGCUCGGUGAAGAACACUGAUAUCACGAAGACGGUGGAAGUCUCGGUGGAAACGACGAACGCUUUGAAGCCAGUGGACAUGCCGGACGGGGAGGGUAGGAUAGUUAGUGAGCAGAAGGCGGGCGGCCAGCAACCGGGGGACACUAAGAGCUCUGCUUAG
This is a messenger RNA of Podospora anserina S mat+, 1215 nucleotides long. RefSeq lists its product as uncharacterized. Gene Ontology annotation, molecular function: NAD+ binding. The coding region runs from base 1 to 1215 and encodes 404 amino acids. NCBI's taxonomy places the organism in Eukaryota, Fungi, Ascomycota, Sordariomycetes, Sordariales, Podosporaceae. The record is from RefSeq and is a predicted model, not a curated record. The transcript has 2 exons.